GGAGGAGCUGCAAAGAUGGAGGAGAGAGACCAGUGACGGUAAAAGAAAUACUGUGAAAAAAACAAAUAAAAACAAAACAGAAACAAAAACAAAAAGAUAACCCAUAUGUAUAUGUGUAGAACUUUUACAAAAACAUACGCUAGUACACAAGCGGGAAUCGAGCACGGAGCGGGAGAGGGCUAUCUACGUGUAUGAUCAGAAAGCUGGGUUCUCUCCAGAUGCAUUUUUGAAGACAUGGGGCAACAAGAACCUUUGGUUUAGGUACCCGAAUAGAGCACUGCACACUGUAGAAGACACUGGCUAUUGCAGUCGGAUGGAGUUACAGAUUGGUGGGACGACAAGAAAUUGACAGAAUUCUGUGUAUUUGCAGGCCAUCUACAGUAUGCUUUAGGACCAGCGGGGACCCAUCAUGAGACUCCCCUGCGCUCGUGCAGGAAGGGAUGUCUGAGGCAGAAGACCCCUUAUAGAGUGUCCCACACACCAGCACAGUUGACUCCUCUCUGCUUUAUCCAUGAGCUCCCAAAACAGUCCAGACGGUGUGACUAGCCGGGAGCAGCCUCUAGAACUGCUGGCCAGAAACCGGAUUCCCACCAUUCCCACCUCUGGGGCGGAGUCUGUGAAAUCGGCAGGCAUGCAGAGCUCGGGGGGUCCGGUAGACCUACGCACCGACACUCGUAUCCCCCUGCCCACGGCGGACCCAGUGCUGCGGGAGCAGCAGCUUCAAAACGAACUCCUCCUUCUCAAACAGCAGCAGGAGCUGCAGAAACAGCUGCUCUUCGCAGAGUUCCAGAAGCAGCAUGAGAACCUCACCCGCCAACAUGAGGUGCAGCUGCAGGAACACCUCAAGCAACAGCAGGAGAUCCUGGCAGUGAAGAGGCAGCAGGAGCUGGAGCAGCAGCGGAAGCUGGAGCAGCAGAGACACGAGGAGAUGGAGAAACAGAGGCUAGAGCAGCAACUGAUCAUGCUGCGGAACAAGGAAAAGGGCAAAGAGAGUGCAAUAGCCAGCACAGAAGUGAAACUAAAACUACAGGAGUUUCUGCGGAGUAAAUCCAAGGAAUCCACCUCAGGCGGACUGAACCAUUCCUUUCCCCAGAAUUGCUGGGGAGCCCAUCACACUUCGUUAGACCAGAGUUCCCCCCCGCAGAGCAGCACGCCCGGGACGCCACCCUCUUACAAACUGCACUCCAUGCUGGGCUCCUACAACGGCAAGGAUGACUUCCCACUGCGCAAGACAGCUUCUGAGCCCAACCUGAAAGUGCGCUCCAGGUUGAAACAGAAGGUUGCGGAGAGGAGAAGCAGCCCCUUGUUGCGACGGAAGGACGGCACUGUCAUCAGUACCUUCAAGAAGAGAGCCAUCGAAAUCACAGUGUCCUCAAUGUGUAACAGUGCCCCAGGAUCCGGGCCCAGCUCUCCCAACAGUUCCAACAGCGCCAUAGCUGAGAAUGGAUCCAGUGGCUCUGUACCCAACAUCCAUGCCGAGCACAUGCGUUCACACCAUCGUACAAUGAAUGCAGAUGGGUGUGUCAGCCAGCUGAGUCUCUACACGUCCCCUUCGCUGCCCAACAUCUCCCUGGGCCUGCCAACCUCUGUCACCGCUGCCAACUCCCACAUCAAUACACCCCAGAAACUGUCUGCCCAGCAGGAGGCGGAGCGGCAGGCCAUCCAGUCUAUGCGGCAGGGGGGUGCACUGACCGGGAAGUUUGUCAGCACCACCUCGCUGCCUGUCUGCCUGUCCACAGCGGGGCCCCACGACGCUGACACAGCCACCACCGCCAACAGCCACAGCCACUCGUCACUGCUGCAGCACGUACUGCUCCUGGAACAAGCCCGCCAGCAGAGUGCGCUACUCGCAGUUCCCAUCUAUGGCCAGUCCCCUCUGGUGACGGGUGAGAGGGUGUCAACGAACAUGCGGACGGUGAACAAGCUGCCUCGCCACAGGCCCCUGAGCCGCACCCAGUCUGCACCCCUGCCCCAGAGCCCCCAGGCCCUGCAGCAGCUUGUCAUGCAGCAGCAGCACCAGCAGUUCCUCGAGAAGCAGAAGCAAUACCAGCAGCAGAUCCAACUCAGCAAGAUGCUAUCGAAGGUGUCUGAGCUGCCCCGCCAGCCCCCCACUCACCCGGAGGAGACGGAGGAGGAGCUCACAGAGACGGCAGAGAUGCAGGAGGAGCGGGGGGGACAGGCAGAGCCGGAUGAGGGGCCAGAGGGUGAAAGGGAGGGUCAGGGGAACACAAUCCCCUCAGACUGCCCAAUCACACUGAGAGACGAGAAUACUGAAAGUGAGGUAGAGGAGGAGGAGGAGGAGGAGGAGGAAGAGGAGGAGGAGGACGGUGCAGAGCCAAUUGAACUAAAGGAGUGUGAUGGGCAGACCCCCCCCUACAAUCAGUUCUUAGACCAGCAGCCCUUGCAGCAGCUACAUGUUUAUCAGGCCUCGCUGUCCAUCACAGGCAUACCUCACCGGCCGCUGGGCAGGGCCCAAUCUUCACCCGCCACUGCCAGCCUGAAGGGCACCAUCGCAGGGGAGAAACCAGUCAAGCACCUUUUCACUACAGGAGUUGUCUAUGAUACGUUCAUGCUGAAACACCAGUGCACCUGCGGGAACACUAACAACCACCCCGAGCAUGCUGGGAGGAUUCAGAGCAUCUGGUCUAGGCUGCAGGAGACAGGGCUGCUCAGCAGAUGUGAGCGAAUCCGAGGAAGGAAAGCAACUAUAGAUGAAAUCCAGACGGUGCAUUCGGAACACCACGCUCUCUUCUACGGCACCAGCCCGCUGAACAGACAGAAACUCGACACCAAGAAACUUUUAGGUCCAGUUAGCCAGAAGAUGUAUGCAGUUCUGCCCUGUGGAGGCAUUGGGGUGGACAGUGACACGGUGUGGAAUGAGAUGCACUCCUCCAGUGCAGUGCGGAUGGCUGUGGGCUGCGUCAUAGAGCUUGCUUUCAAAGUGGCGUCCGGAGAACUCAAGAAUGGAUUUGCUGUUGUUCGGCCACCAGGACACCAUGCAGAGGAGUCGACUGCAAUGGGGUUCUGUUUCUUCAAUUCAGUGGCCAUCGCUGCCAAGCUACUGCAGCAGAAAUUGAAUGUGGGGAAGAUUCUGAUUGUGGACUGGGAUAUCCACCAUGGCAAUGGGAGUCAGCAGGCGUUCUAUAAUGAUCCCAACGUGCUGUACAUCUCUCUGCACCGAUACGAUGAUGGAAACUUCUUCCCAGGCAGCGGGGCUCCUGAGGAGGUAGGGUCAGGCACAGGAGUGGGAUAUAACGUCAAUAUAGCCUGGACUGGAGGGGUGGAGCCACCGAUGGGAGACGUGGAAUACCUCACAGCUUUCAGGACGGUGGUGAUGCCUAUUGCAAAUGAGUUCUCCCCAGAUGUAGUUUUGGUUUCAGCUGGGUUCGACGCAGUAGAAGGACACCAGUCUCCGCUGGGUGGAUACUCAGUGACAGCAAAGUGUUUCGGUCACCUGACCAAGCAGCUGAUAAAGCUGGCUGGGGGGCGAGUUGUCAUGGCAUUGGAAGGGGGUCAUGACCUCACAGCUAUCUGCGAUGCCUCCGAAUCCUGUGUCUCGGCUCUUCUGGGCAACGAGCUUGACGCUCUUCCACAGUCCCUCCUUCAGCAGAAGCCUUGCCCGAAAGCGGCCGCGUCUCUGGAGAAAGUCAUUGAGAUUCAGAGUAAACACUGGAGCUCUGUGCAGCGCUAUGCCUCCACGGUGUGCCAGUCUCUCUUGGAGGCUCAGAAGAGAGAGAAGGAGGAGGCUGAGGCUGUCACUGCCAUGGCGUCGCUGUCUGUUGACCGUGAGCAGGAAAACACAGAGGCAGAAAGCAGACAAGCAGAUGAGCCUAUGGAGGAAGAGCCAGUAUUGUAGCGAGGUGCAGGUUUCCCAUUGUGAUUGUAAUCCCUCUUUUUUACAUUCUCAUGAGACCCCCUCACCCCCCCCAACUAUCCCUCCAUUCCUCCAAGUCUGGCGGUCGUGCACUGUAGUGCACCACACCUCACCACACUGACUUCUGAGAGAAAAAGCAUGUGGGAGACGGACAGACAGACAGACAGAGAUGGGCACACAGACAGGAGGAAACAUGAAUUUCAUUUCUUGAUUGAUUCAGUGGCCGUCAGUGGUUUUUUUUUUUUUUUUUUUUUUUUAAGCUGAGAAAAUUUGCUUGAACUCUUUCUGAAAUACAUGAAUUGAGCAAAAGAGUAAAGAGUUUUUUUUUUUUUUUUUUUUUUUCCCUGUCCUUGGAACAUGCAAAAAAGAAACACUGUAUUUAAGAAAAAUAGAUGAUUAUUUUUUUUUUUUGUUUAACCCAGAAGGGUGAAGCACACAUUUGUGUUUUUUGUCUUCAAGGGUGGGGUGAAAAAGGCAGCGUUGGAUAAACCCUCCCUUUUUAAUGAGAACCCAGCUGGCCGUGAGCACAUGGCUAUUCGGGAGAAACUUCAUUUUUUAAAGAGGAGCUGGUUCUUGGGUUCGCAAUUCAUGGAGGUGUUUAGAACCCCCCCCCCCCCUUGUGGAAAGUAUGUGUAUUUACAGGCACUGACUACGAAUUAAAAAAAUAAGCUGGUCACCAUUCCAGCAAUCCAAACCUUUCAAUAUAGAGUUUAACAGCAAUCGCUAAGCAAAAGUGAAUAUUCUGUCAUGUUUGUUUAAAAUGCCUUAAUUUCCUUUAACUCCAUUGACUGGAUCUGUUCUGGCAGAGAUGUUUAAUAGGGUCGAUUCUCCUUCCCUGCCCACAGAUAUUUUAAGCUUCUUUUUAUUUAUUUUUUCUCUGUCUCUCUGCUACAAGAAUUCAGGGAAUAAGUGAGGUAGGGGUUAAGGGUCAAAGGUCGCCUUGAGAGUUUAAGGACCCCCCCCCCCCCUCCCCAACCCCAC
Polyodon spathula (Mississippi paddlefish) is the source of this 4855-nucleotide messenger RNA. It is a transcript of the gene hdac5, whose product is annotated as histone deacetylase 5. The coding region runs from base 512 to 3856 and encodes 1114 amino acids. The transcript has 28 exons. Gene Ontology annotation, molecular function: histone deacetylase activity. NCBI's taxonomy places the organism in Eukaryota, Metazoa, Chordata, Actinopteri, Acipenseriformes, Polyodontidae. Gene Ontology annotation, biological process: chromatin organization; negative regulation of transcription by RNA polymerase II. Gene Ontology annotation, cellular component: histone deacetylase complex. The record is from RefSeq and is a predicted model, not a curated record.